AUGACUACCCGCUCCCUUCCUAGCAAUGGCAGCUCUGCCUUUGACUACAUCAUCGUUGGUGGAGGCACUGCGGGCUGCGUGAUUGCCUCCAGGCUCUCCAGCUAUCUGCCCGAGCGCCGCAUUCUUCUCGUCGAGGCUGGUCCCUCCGACUUUAACCUCAACCACGUCCUCAAUCUGAGAGAAUGGCUGAGCCUGCUGGGCGGCGAGCUGGACUACGACUACGGCACGACAGAGCAGCCCAUGGGCAACAGCCAUAUCCGCCAUUCUCGUGCCAAGGUUCUUGGAGGAUGUUCGUCACACAACACGCUCAUUUCCUUCCGCCCUUUUCGUCACGACAUGGACCGCUGGGUCGCUCAGGGCUGCAAAGGCUGGACCUUUGAGAAUGUGACUCGUCACAUUGAUAACCUUCGCAACACGUUCCAGCCUGUCCACGCCCGUCAUCGCAACCAGCUGUGCAAGGAUUGGGUCCAGGCCUGUGCCUCUGCUCUCGACAUUCCCGUCAUUGACGACUUCAACACCGAGAUUCGCGAGAGAGGCCAGCUCACACAGGGUGCGGGCUUCUUCAACGUCUCGUACAACCCGGAUAACGGCCGCCGAAGCAGCGCCUCUGUCGCUUACAUCCACCCUAUCCUGCGUGGCGAGGAGCGGCGGCCAAACCUGACCAUCCUGACCGAGGCUCACGUCUCCAAGGUUUUGGUGGAGAAGGAUGUUGCCAGUGGUAUUGUUCUGCACUUGGCGUCGGGCGAGAAAACGGUGCUGAAGCCCCGCAAGGAAAUCAUCCUUUGCGCUGGUGCUGUCGACACGCCUCGCCUGAUGCUUCACUCUGGCCUUGGGCCUCGCUCGCAACUCGAGGGCCUAGGACUUCCCGUCGUCAAAGAUAUUCCCGGUGUUGGCGAGAACCUGCUUGACCACCCAGAGACCAUCAUCAUGUGGGAGCUCAACACGCCAGUUCCCGCCAACCAGACCACCAUGGACUCGGACGCCGGUGUCUUUAUCCGCCGAGAACCCACCAACGCUGCCGGCAAGGACGGAGAUGCCGCCGACAUCAUGAUGCACUGCUACCAGAUUCCCUUCACGCUCAACACUGAGCGCCUGGGCUAUCCGAGGAUCCGCGACGGCUAUGCAUUCUGCAUGACUCCCAACAUCCCCCGGCCUCGAUCUCGCGGCCGCAUCUACCUGACUUCUGCCGAUCCGGCAGUGAAGCCGGCCCUGGAUUUCCGGUACUUUACCGACCCCGAAGGCUACGACGCCGCCACUUUUGUCGCUGGAAUCAAGGCUGCCCGCAAAGUUGCCGAGCAAAGCCCCUUCAAGGAGUGGCUGAAGGAAGAGGUCGCCCCCGGCCCCAAAGUGCAGACGGACGAAGAGAUUAGCGAAUACGCUCGCCGUGCCGCCCACACUGUCUACCACCCUGCCGGUACCACCAAGAUGGGCGAUGUGGCCAAGGACGAGACAGCUGUCGUGGAUCACGAGCUCAAGGUCCGAGGCAUCAAGAAGCUGCGCAUUGCCGACGCCGGCGUGUUCCCCGAGAUGCCCUCCAUCAACCCCAUGCUUACGGUGCUGGCCAUUGGUGAGCGGGCGGCCGAGCUGAUUGCCAUGGAAGAGGGCUGGAAGCCUAAGACGUCGAGACUGUAG
Trichoderma aggressivum f. europaeum is the source of this 1632-nucleotide messenger RNA. Its product is annotated as CAZyme family AA3. The transcript has a single exon. Lineage: Eukaryota; Fungi; Ascomycota; Sordariomycetes; Hypocreales; Hypocreaceae. Gene Ontology annotation, molecular function: flavin adenine dinucleotide binding; oxidoreductase activity, acting on CH-OH group of donors. Bases 1 to 1632 code for a protein of 543 amino acids. The record is from RefSeq and is a predicted model, not a curated record.